Cryptotermes secundus is the source of this 2849-nucleotide messenger RNA. Its product is annotated as D-beta-hydroxybutyrate dehydrogenase, mitochondrial. Lineage: Eukaryota; Metazoa; Arthropoda; Insecta; Blattodea; Kalotermitidae. The transcript is spliced from 4 exons. The record is from RefSeq and is a predicted model, not a curated record. The coding region runs from base 1426 to 2502 and encodes 358 amino acids.
GCGGUCACCUCUAGCGAGUGUCCCAGCAUUCCUCUUUCACCGCACCAACCCAAAGAAGUCGACAGAGAGCUUUCGUCUGCUAGUGCAUUAAGAACGUAGACUUCUGAAUGAGUGGCGACAGCGAGACUAUCGAAAGAAUGCGAUGUAAUACCACAUGGAAUCACAUCUUGCCUCGUUAAUUCCACAAUAAAUGAAGCAUCGCGUGUGACACGACAAAGAGACGUGUUAUUUCUGACGGUGACAUGUCUGGUUCUUCAGUUCAUUAGCUGCUUGUGACGCAAUGUUUCGUUUCAUACGUAUCAAACAAGACCUUGUAAUAUCAAACAGUUCUCACUGAAUUCAGAAGUGCCAGGAAACAUAUUACGUCACACUACAAAGUGUAUGUGGAGUGAUAACUGGACAGUACAUCAUCAGGUGGCUGACAGAGUCUUCAAGCAAUUUCACCUAUAUACCACAGGUGACCACCACUCCAUUGCCUACUAGAAGAAAGUCGGUCAAACCGAACGGUUCGAAUACCAGAAGAUACCAGCGCCAGAAGCUCACCGUGCACGCAGAAGACAAGAUAGUAUGUGGUGAUAACUCGUGUUUUUAGAAAGUCUGCCUGUGUAGAAAACAUUCAUGUUAAAUCCUCAGUGAUGGUGUUAGCAGUUCACUUCACCAAAGAAAAGAACAAAAAGUUAACUAACAGCACACGGCGUCCUUGAACAGCGACAAGUAUGAGAGUAUAUAAUUAAAAACAUACCACAACAUUCUAACAAGAAAGAGUUCUACAUCGGUCAAAAAAAAUUGUUUUCACAAGCGCUGGUUGCUUUUCAGUGUGUUAAAUGUAUCGCGUGUGAGUGUAGCAAACAAAUAUAUCGUUGAGUGACUAGGAAUGUGAUAUCAGGGCAACAUAUCGUGUGUGUUCGCAUCAGCAUUUCAAUACUAAAUCCAGUGGUGAUUAUUUUAACAAUGUAAUGUUCACAUUAAUGUUAGUGGCAGGCGCAGUCAGUGGUCACACAGGGCGUUUAGGCAGUAUGCACGAUUCUAAUGAGGCUGCAUUCUUUAAAUCGUGACUUGACAAUAAAAUCGUAACGUCCUAUGAAUGAAAAGUGCUAGUUUGUCUGCAUAUCAGUAUCAACUCAUUAUCAUACACCAAAUGAGCACAGUUAAUCAGCAUUAUAAUGAAAUCAUCAAAUUAACCUAAAAAUACGUGUCUCCAAGACAGUUAUGAGGGUUUUUAAUAUUAUUAAAUGUAACAUUUACUAAAAAAACUUAAAGAGCAUAAGAAAUCGAUAACAUUUUCAAAACUUUCUCAGAUUCUUCAACUUCAAUUGCCCACCGCUUCAUUCACUGCUCCAUGAAGAAUUCCGUUUCAACAUUGCUGCAGUUAACAGAACUAUUACCGCAGUCACAACAUAAAGGCAACAGUUCAUAUUAAAGACAAUGGAUGACCAAACAGCGCUGGCUCUCGCGUUGCAACUCAUUGCUUUAUGCUGCAUUGCAGCAGCGCUUCUGCUAUACUUGCUCUGUAGGAUAAGAAACCGUUAUACUGCGGGCACCGGUCGUGGUAGAGAUGACCCAGAGGUGAAUCUGAAUAUUGGCACGGGGCGAGCAGUCCUCAUUACCUCUUGUGACACAGCGUUCGGCCUGCAGUGUGCACUCCAUCUCAGCAACCUGGGCUUCCGGGUGUUUGCCGGCCUCAAGGAUGACACUGAGAAUGGAUCAGUGGCUGCAAGGAUCCUGCGGGCCAAACUCAAGGAGAGGGAAAUGCUGAACGGAGACACGGCGACAGAAACGACUGCGGCGUCUGGGGUAACCGUCGGGACGCUCAUAACACUACCACUGGACGUUACAAGGGAAGAUUUGCUCCACGAGGCGGUUGUACUAAUCAGACAACAUCUUCCAGCUGGGGAGGAUGGUUUGUGGGCCGUGUUGAAUACCGCAUGCCUGUGCUGCAAAGGACGAUUGGAGAACCAGGAGAGCUCCCACUGGGAUGCAAUGCUCAAGUACAACGUGACAGGGACCCUGAGGACUGCUAGAACAUUCAUGCCUCUCCUCAAGAACAAGAGCGGUCGGCUAAUCAACAUGGGGGCAAGCAGUCACUCCAACAGUCCAGGUAGUGGACUGGUUGCCUAUACAGCAGCACGGUUUGCAGUUGAAGGAGCAAGUAUGGCUUUAUGUCGUGAGUUGGCACCACAUGGCAUUCAUGUCAUUAUCCUGCAGCCAAAUGGUGUGGCAUCAGACAAAGUAUUUGCACCACCACGAAUUAAUGAGCCUGAAACCCCUGAAGGUCACACUGCUUUGGAGAUUCAACAUCCAGCAAACAGCUAUCUAGACUACAACCCAUCAAUCUUACCACCACAAGCAAUGAGGAUAAUUGAGGAAGCUUUGCUCUCUAAAUCUCCAAAACAAAAUUAUCAACUUCUGCCACGGAGCAGACUUAAUUCUUUGAAUCAUAAUUUGUUAAUUAUGAAGAAUAAAAUAAUGUCUGCACAAAUAAAACCUUUACAGAUGGCAUAAAUCGUAUUUAAGUUAAUCAGAGCGUUUCAGACUCAUAGUCAUCCUCUAAAAAGACAAACAUGUAACAACUUACUGCAAGUUUAGUCCACCAGAUGAGGAAUUCCUGUGACAGAUCUGAUGGUCUAUAACUUCCACCGCUUAGAGUCGAAACAUUAUUUUGUCCAUUUAUUACACAUAAUAAUAAUUCCACUUAAUGUUAUAGCUUUUAUUCACAGUAAUGUACAAUUUACUUAACCUCCAUACAAGGUUAGAACACAUGUGAUUUAUUAGAUUGUACUAACAUAAAGAAUCUACAUGAAAUAAAGCAUUUUUGUAAAAAAAAUAAUAAACAAACUUGUUAAUCUGCA